GUCACAUCGUUUAAAGAUAGUAAUACACGCGGCUCAGAGCACACAGUGCUAACGUGCUAGAUAUCGAGGAGCAGAAGCGCGUGCGUGUGUGUGUGUGUGUGUGAACGGGGAGAUUCUGUGCUAACGUGCUAGAUAUCGAGGAGCAGAAGCGCGCGUGUGUGUGUGUGUGUGUGAGUGAACGGGGAGAUUCUGUGCUAACGUGCUAGAUAUCGAGGAGCAGAAGUGUGUGUGUGUGUGUGUGUGUGUGUGAGUGAACGGGGAGAUUCUGUGCUAACGUGCUAGAUAUCGAGGAGCAGAAGCGCGUGCGUGUGUGUGUGUGUGUGUACGGUUGAAAAAGAAGAGAAACACGUUGUUCAGGAGUCUCAUCUCGCUGCUGACAUGUCUCUGUUUCUUGUUAACAGAUAUCUUGGGGAGGAAGAAGAUGGAAGCAUCUCAAAAGAAUCUCGGUCUCAGGCGUUAUUGGCAAAACUGCAGCAGAAGGCAAAAGAGAAGCAGCAACAAAGUUUGACACAACAGAGACAACAACUGCCCAAGGAACUAACCCAACAGCAGAGUGUCAACAAGAAAAGAAAAGCUCACAAGGACAGUGGUCAAGAGAUCACUGAACACCACAAGAACAACAACAAGAAGAAAGCUAAUGUACAUGAUCUGGACUCUGACAUCCAUGAUGAGCCUGUUGAACAGAAGAAGAAGAAGAAGAAGAAGCAGCAGAUGAUGGAGGAGACAGAAGAGGAGGAUGUCAAUGAUGGACAGAAUCCUGCAGGCGGCUCAGCUGAAGGUCUUUCAGGAGGACAGGGGGACACAGAGCAAGAAGAAGCAGCAGCAGCAGCAGCAGAGGCAGAAAACGAGAAAACUUCGGCUCCAGCUGGAUUCAAAGUUGUAGGAGGGUUUGAAAACAGACCUGUCCAAAAGGUGCACAGGGUCCUGCCUCAGUGGCUCGCUCAGCCUGACAUGAUUCACAGAGACAUUAAAAACAACCUGGUGUCCAUCUCUGACCUCUCUGGACUCUGUUCACCGCUUGUGAAAAGACUACAAGAAAAUGGAAUUCAACACUUCUUCCCAGUGCAAGCAGAGGUCAUCCCUGCCAUCUUGGAGAACAUGCAGAGAGGACUGCUGAUUGGACGUGGUGGCUACAAGCCCAGAGAUAUCUGUGUGUCUGCGCCUACAGGAAGUGGCAAGACGCUAGCAUUCGUCAUACCUGUCAUACAGGUGCUGAUGGAGAGGGUGGUGUGUGAAGUGCGGGCUUUGGCUGUGUUGCCAACCAAGGAGCUGGCUCAGCAGGUUUGCAAGGUGUUCACAUCCUACACCGAGGGAACUGCUCUGAAAGUGGUCAUGCUGGCCGGUCAGAGGUCCUUUGCUGCAGAGCAGGCUUCACUCGCAGAACACAGAGGCGACAGGAGACGCAGUUUAGCAGACAUUGUUGUGGCGACUCCUGGACGACUGGUGGAUCACAUCAACAAGAAUUCAGGCUUGUGUCUCCAGCACCUGAGAUUUCUGAUCAUUGAUGAGGCAGACAGGAUGAUUGACAGCAUGCACCAGUCUUGGCUCAGUCAGGUGGUAAAGGCCGUCUACAAAUCAGGAAGUGACCCCAGAGCCAUGUCCAUCUUCAGGAGAACUGAACCAACACAUGUUACAGCAGCCAGUCUGUCUCCACCUCAGAUGCCUCUACAGAAGCUGCUGUUUUCUGCCACACUCACGCAGAACCCGGAGAAGCUGCAGCAGCUGGGCCUCCACCAGCCCAGACUCUUCAGUUCUGUCCACAGUCACUCCACCCACAAACAAGACUGCUUCCACUUCCCCCAAGGUCUGACGGAGUAUUAUGUUCCCUGUAUGUUGAGCAAAAAGCCUCUGCUCCUCCUCCACUUCAUCCUACGAAUGAAGCUCCGCCCCAUCCUCUGUUUCACCAACUCCAGAGAGACUGCACACAGGCUCUUCUUGCUGGUGCAGCUGUUUGGUGGAGUUACUGCUGCAGAGUUCUCUUCUCGUCUCUCUCCCGGCGAGAGGAAGAAGAGGCUGAAGGAGUUUGAACAAGGAAAGAUCCAACUGUUGGUCAGCACAGAUGCAGCAGCCAGAGGCAUCGACAUCACCGGAGUGAAGUGUGUGGUCAAUUAUGACGCACCACAGUACGUCAGGACGUACAUUCACAGAAUUGGAAGAACAGCACGAGCAGGAAAAGCAGGCCUCGCCUUCACCUUUCUACUCGGAGUACAGGAGAAGAAGUUUCUUCAGAUGGUGGUGGAAGCAGGAAGCCCUGGGAUUCAGAAACAGAUCGUUAAACCUGAGAACCUCCGCAGUAUGGAAGCCCGGUUUGAAGUAACCCUGCAGGAGCUGGCUAAGGUUAUAAAGUCUGAGAAAGCCAGAUGAAGGUGGUGAUGAUGAUGAUGGAGGAGGAUCAAUCAUCACAUUGUCCUCCACUGUGGAAGUUUCCACGUGAAGAUCCCAGCACAUGGGAAUGAGCUGAGACAAUUUGAUGACCAUGCAGACCAUAAUUAACUGAGGUGUUUAUUUGUUUAUCUGUGUGAAUAAUGACAACAAAAGCAGUCAUUAAAGACAAACCUUGAUUUAUAGUCCUUUUGAUCAUUUGAAAAAUUAUGGGCAAGGACGAGAACAAAGAACAUCUGUUGGAGAUGAGAGGAUGAGACUGAAGAGACGAGGGAUGCAGUAAUGCGUCAUCAUGGUGUCUAAGCUGCCCUUAAACCCAGUGGAGCACAUGUGUAUAUAAUGUAUCAGUUGUGAUGUCAAGUGAAUUCACUGAUACUGUGUUUGUGUGAAUAAACGCCGGAUACUGUUCUUA
Molecule: messenger RNA, 2794 nt
Organism: Solea solea (common sole)
Lineage: Eukaryota; Metazoa; Chordata; Actinopteri; Pleuronectiformes; Soleidae
Gene: ddx51
Product: DEAD (Asp-Glu-Ala-Asp) box polypeptide 51
Exons: 16
Coding region: 379-2364 (661 amino acids)
Cellular component (GO): nucleus
Molecular function (GO): ATP binding; nucleic acid binding
Source: RefSeq, a predicted model, not a curated record